AAAAGUUGAAAUUUAAAAAAAAAACUUAAAAAAUCAACGAAAAAAAGUGAAAAAAAUGAAAGUCGCAAAUUUUUUCAAAUUUGAUUCGAAUUUUUCAAUUUCGAUGGAUUCGGACAAGUUUUACUUGCGAUACCAAAAUAUAAUUUUUGGAUGGCUUCAUUUGGUGCUGGGAAUACUUGGCUCUUUUUAUGCUGGAUACAGAGCCUUUGUUGAUCUCAUUAAAGCCAAAUCUGCGAGUGAUCUUGACAGCACUUACCUUAGAUAUGUCAUGUUACAUCUCGAGACUAUAAUGGCCAUAUUUUGCUUCUUACUCAUAUGGGUGUCAAUGAUAUUCAUCGCUGGAGUUCAAAAGCGCAACACCUUCAUGAUGGCCCCAUUCAUAACCUACUGCAUCCUCGCAGUCAUCGCAUCAUUAGGUCUCAUCUUCAAUCACCUCCUCUUCAUAAUUUCCUUAAUUUUUUACCUGUACCUCUGUGUCAUCAGCUGCAGACUCUACAAAUUGAUUAAAGACGUCGAAAAUGAAAAUUCCAAUUCAAACAAUGUCAGACGCUACGAAGAGAGACCCGUUGAUCCACCUACAAUCACUCGACCGAGAACGCCGAGAAACAGUCGACCUGCUCCAACUAAUAACACAACAACAACAACGACAACAAGCACCAAUGGCAAUGGAAGAACGUUAGACUCUGAAGUAUAAAAAGAAUAGAUCUGGAUGAGUCAGUUACUGUUAUUUAAUUUAAGUCAAUCUUUUUAUCAUCAUAAUUUUCUCGUCUAUGAUGUCAUUUAACAUAAUUUUGUUUGCUGAAAAUGUUACGAAAAAAAAAUUUGUGUUUUUGUCGCUAUUUUUUGUGUUUGAAAGACGAUAAAACAAUGAAAGGUCG
Molecule: messenger RNA, 878 nt
Organism: Chironomus riparius
Lineage: Eukaryota; Metazoa; Arthropoda; Insecta; Diptera; Chironomidae
Source: the annotation of a GenBank genome assembly